Molecule: messenger RNA, 1238 nt
Organism: Xyrichtys novacula (pearly razorfish)
Lineage: Eukaryota; Metazoa; Chordata; Actinopteri; Labriformes; Labridae
Source: the annotation of a GenBank genome assembly
AUGGGGAAUUUAUUUGCAGCACUUUUUGGCAUGAAGAAGGACAUGCGGAUCCUCAUGGUGGGUUUGGAUGCUGCUGGAAAGACGACUAUUUUGUACAAGCUUAAACUUGGAGAGGUCGUGACAACAAUUCCCACAAUAGGCAAGUCAAAAAAUUGUGAAAUAAUUGGUCUUGUCAAAGCUUUUAUAUUAUACAAACAUGUCAGAUAACGUGGUCGGUCUCCAUAUUAUUUUGGAAAAACAUUGUCUUAAUCCUGAUGACUUCAAUUUUUCCAUCAGGUUUCAAUGUGGAGACUGUGGAGUACAAGAACAUCAGCUUUACAGUGUGGGAUGUUGGUGGGCAAGACAAAAUUCGACCACUUUGGCGUCAUUACUUCCAGAACACACAGGGUAUGUUUAACCAUGUCAAAGUUUUUAUGGUAUUUGUUAGCUAAAGGUUGUUGUACAAAAGCUUUCUUCUUGAUAUUCCCAAGAUUCCUGUUUUCUUUUACUUGAGAGCUACAGCACACGUCUUUCACACAUGCUCAUUUGCAUAUUCCAGGGCUCAUCUUUGUUGUGGACAGCAACGACAGAGAGCGAAUCGCAGAGGCACGCGAAGAACUCAUGAGAAUGUUGGCAGAGGAUGAGCUACGUGACGCAGUGCUAUUAGUAUUUGCCAACAAACAGGUGAGUCGUUGGAGACUUAAGAGGGAUAGGCAUUUUCAUUUCAGUAACUGCACUGUGUUGUAAUCUCCUUCUUUAGUGCCCACAAAAAUUGGUAAUAUUCACCAAAACUUCAACCCUAAUUUGGUCAUAAACACAAUUUCUGAGUUUCUAACACAAAUUCAAGUUACUGCUCUGGGGUGUGCUGUUCAUCAUAGAUGACUCUGUGGAUAUUCAUGUAUAGAAGUUACAUCACAGGGUCAGUUUCUGUAUGUGUCUGCACAUUGAACAAAUACUCAAGUCCACGACAAGAAGUCAAGACCUCAUGUCAACCCUUACUACUGAAUCGUACUUAAAGUAGAUGUGUAUCAUAAACAGUUUCCUGCACAGGCUGAGUUGAAAUGUUAAAUCCUCUAAUGUUUUUUUCUUUGUUAUUAUAGGAUCUUCCCAACGCCAUGACCCCAUCUGAUCUCACGGACAAGAUGGGGCUUCACACCUUGCGUGAAAGACACUGGUACAUCCAAUCGACCUGUGCCACUAGCGGGAUGGGCCUCUACGAAGGACUGGAUUGGCUGUCCACGGAGCUCAAAAAACGUUAA